AUGUCUGACUUCCCUACACCUCCACCGGACAUCACUGUUCACAGUCCACACGAAGCCUCCGAAGCUCUGAGCGUUAUCGACCAUGCCCUACAACGAUUGAAAGAUGAAGAAGCGCGCCGACAUGAACACCCUUCGACAUCUUCCACGCCCAACCCACCUCUCAGUCCAAACUAUCCAGAGGCAUUCAGGGCUGGAGGCUCGCGGCUCAAGCAAUUCGAUGAAUCCCAGAUGGUCAGCAGGCUUGUAUCGCAGGCAGCAACGCCUCCACGUUCAGUUGUGGGGAUCGGCGGUAAAGUGGCGAAGCCGGACUACUCGGAAGAGAAGAUCGUGCUAGCUAUGGUUGGACUUCCCGCGCGUGGCAAGUCCUACUUGAGUAAUAAGCUCACCCGGUACCUUCAAUGGCUGGAAUACGACGUCAAAGUCUUCAACGUGGGCCAACUGCGUCGUACCCGUGCGAAGGAGAAGCGCGAGAAGGGAAUCACAGAAGAGCAUACCGCAGACUACUUCAGUAAUAGCAAUGCAGCUGGGACCCAAUCGAGAGAAGAACUCGCACAAGAGUCGCUGGAGAUGUUGAUCGACUGGCUCAAGAGCGGUGGGAACGUCGGUGUACACGAUGCAACGAACAGUACCGCUGAGCGAAGGGCCUGGAUCAAAGAGCGCGUAGCCCGUGAGAAGGGCAUCGUAGUCAUCUUCCUCGAAUCACUGUGCGACGACCCAGCAGUUAUCGCUGCCAACGUUGCGUUGAAGGUCAGCUCCGGUGACCCCGAUUACAAGGACAUGCCUCCGGAGAAGGCGAAGGCGGACUUCUUGCGGCGUAUCGAGGAGUACGAGAAGGUCUACCAGACUAUCACUGAACCUGAGGACCUGUCCUACUUGCGCAUCAUCAACGUCGGUCGGCAAGCGGACGUAGUUCGCAUACAUGGUUACCUUCAGAGUAGGAUCGCUUUUUACCUGAUGAACCUUCACCUCAAGCCACGAGCCAUCUUCUUCUCUCGACAUGGCGAGAGUCAAUACAACGUCGAAGGCAAGAUUGGAGGUGAUGCACCCUUGUCUGAACGAGGAGCACGCUACUCUCGAACGCUCCCUCAGUUGAUCAAGGAUAACAUCGGCGAUGCACCUUUGACUGUUUGGACGUCUACCCUUCAGAGAACGAUACAGACAGCGGAGAAUCUCGACUAUCCCAAACUCACCUGGAAGUCUCUCGACGAGCUUGACGCUGGAGUCUGCGACGGUAUGACCUAUGAGGAGAUUGAGCAGGCUUACCCCGAAGACUUCGCCAAUCGUGAUGAGGACAAGUUCAACUACCGCUACCGAGGUGGUGAAUCGUAUCGGGAUGUCGUUGUCCGUCUUGAGCCCGUUAUCAUGGAACUUGAGCGACAGGAGAACGUUCUUGUCAUUGGCCACCAGGCCAUUCUCCGCUGCUUAUACGCCUACUUUCACAAUCUCCCGCAAGCCGAUCUACCCUAUAUCAAGAUACCUCUGCAUACAGUCAUCAAGCUUACACCGAAGGCAUAUGGUUGUGACGAAGAGCGGUAUGCUCUACCCAUCGGCGCUGUCGACACACAUAGGCCAAAGCCGGGAGCUUCGCAGCCGGUGGUUCCGCCCUCAAUCAGUAGACGAGAGUACUACACGCCCACGGAUCCCAAGUCGGUCAAAUAA
Molecule: messenger RNA, 1659 nt
Organism: Peniophora sp. CBMAI 1063
Lineage: Eukaryota; Fungi; Basidiomycota; Agaricomycetes; Russulales; Peniophoraceae
Source: the annotation of a GenBank genome assembly